AUGGCAUCGAAUACACCCCAGAGCACCCCUCACGGGCCCCCCAAUGGGCCAGCCGUGGAUCGGUACAUUGUGAUUCACGUAGCAACGACGUGUGACGAACACGGUGUCUACGUAACCAAGGACUCGGCAGAGGUGAUUGAGCUUGGCUGGAUUUUACUUGAUGCUCGCACCUGCGAGGAGCUGCAUAGGGAGAAUGUGCUUGUCAAGCCAAUCAACACUCCCAUCACGGCUCUGUGCACGAGCUUGACCACCCUGACGUGGGAGAACGUCCGCAACGCCGGCACCUUCCGAGAAGCUAUCGAUCGGUUUGCGAAGUUCUACCAGGAGCAUAUUGCCGACAAGAAGCUCGAGGCCAUCUUCGUCACGCUCGACGCAUGGGACCUCCGGGUACAACUGCCACGCGAGGCGAGAGACAAAGCCGUGGUGCUGCCCGCCUACCUGCAGCACACGCGCUGCUUUGACCUGCGUCACGAGUACCAGCUCUGGCAAGCACAUCACCCCGAGUCCUUGCCCUUCGGUCCCAGUUCCCUGACGAACAUCUGCGCCGCUUUGGAGGUGGAACCCGUGCAGUCGUCUGCGCCCAUUAAGCACAACCUGCCCUUCCACCUGCAAGCGCUGGCCCCUGCCUCGCCCCGCCGCGCCUUGGAAGAAGCGGUCACGCUAGCCCGCGUCCUGCAAGGCCUCCUUCGCAAAUCCCAACCUCGCGAGGAACAUCCCGACGUACUCACCAAGCCAAUGGACGCACGCGCUGAUGUCAGGGCUUUCCUGUCCGAACGGAGCAAGGUUUUGCACUUGAGCGGCCUUCCUCAUGAUACCACGCAGUCGGAGUUGGAAAGCUGGUUCACCCAGUUCGGCGGACGGCCCGUCGGAUUCUGGACGUUGAAGACGCCCGAUCCCCACAAGCCCACCGGCCGCGGUUUCGCCAUUUUUGCCUCGCAUGAAGAGGCCGCCGAGAGUCUCUGCAUGAACGGCCGCGCGCUCAACGACAAGGCGAUCGAGGUGUCUCCCUCAUCUCCUCGGGUGCUGGAGUAUGCAGGUGAGCUUCUAGAGACAUUUCCUCCUAGUAAGAACCGGCCCCGUCCCGGUGACUGGAAUUGCCCAUCCUGCGGUUUCUCCAACUUCCAACGUCGCACGGCCUGCUUCCGAUGCUCGUUCCCCGCUAUCCCAGGUCCUCCGGCCGAAGCUAUGGGAUAUGGUUAUGGCUAUCCCCCUCAGCAGAUGAUGGGGCCUCCUGCUCAUCACAUGGUACAUGGUGGUGGAAUGGGCGCCCCUGGCCAUGUGCGCGGAUCCAACCAGGUCCCCUUCCGUGCCGGUGAUUGGAAGUGCGGCGAGAAGACGUGCGGCUACCACAACUUCGCGAAGAAUGUCCACUGCCUGCGAUGCGGUUCCAGCCGCGCGAAUGCCGCGGUUGCCCCCGAGGCCGGCUUCCAAAACCCUAUGGACACACCAGCUGGUUACGGCAUGGGCCCGCCUCCCAUGGCCGGCAAUCCCGGCCCAGGCCCCUUCGGCGCUGCAGCUUUCGGUGCCGGCGCAGGCUUCCCGGCGCAGCAGUACGGCGCACCACCCAGCACGUACGCGCUUCCUUCGGGAAUGGGUGCGGCUGGGCCUUAUUCGGCUGUAUAUAAUCCCAAUGGCCCUAUGCAUUCGACUCCUUUCGACAGCCGUGCGGCUGAGGCUGCAUUCACCGGUGCCGAUCAAUUUUCCGCAAACCAGGGCGCUCCCAAUGGCGAUGGACGCAACGACCCUUUCAACUUCCUGUCGACGAACCUCGGUGCCCUGUCCAUGAAUGAUGACCGCCGCAACCAGCCCCAGGGUGGUCCAACCAAGACCCAGGGUUAA
Molecule: messenger RNA, 1839 nt
Organism: Westerdykella ornata
Lineage: Eukaryota; Fungi; Ascomycota; Dothideomycetes; Pleosporales; Sporormiaceae
Exons: 4
Coding region: 1-1839 (612 amino acids)
Biological process (GO): regulation of DNA-templated transcription
Cellular component (GO): nucleus
Molecular function (GO): RNA binding; transcription coregulator activity; 3'-5'-RNA exonuclease activity
Source: RefSeq, a predicted model, not a curated record